GAUUAUGUGCAUAAUUAUUGCUGAAUCAGCAUUAUUUUUUGCAACAUUUUCGUCAUGCCUAGCUGGAUGGGGCUCAAUCUGCAGCUAACGCUGCUUUACCUGCAAGUAGUGCUCACUAGUUAGAGUUGUGCCAAGAAGUAUUGUUUAGUGUUGGUAGUUUCAGUGCUUAGUAAGUGUGCAAAGACGGAGAUAUAUGUCUCACUGACGACAAUUGAUCAAUUUGGCAGCUCACUUCUCAUGACCACCACUCCGUCCGCAAGCGAGUUAUUCUUUCCAAAUUUUUGGGAGCUGUUACUUUCUUUCUGAGAGUAAUCAACAGUGCUUUCGGAAGGCCUCUUCUGUGCCCAAGUUCUUAAGUGCUUUAUCAUAAUUAUAGAGCUUCGUUAGUUGUAUACAAUGUAUGCAUAGAUCAAGAACUCUAUGUAAUCAUGGAACUGUACUGUUAAUGCAUAUUGUAUUUUUUGAUCCUUUGAGUUCGCCUUGAGCUAUAUAGAGUGUUAAAUUUAAAAUGACUUUGUUAUACUGAAGAGUGUGCACUACAAUCUACCAAGCAAUUUUUAACUUCAAGCAAAAGCUAGCUAUUAUAAACUUGCAUGCAUGUGUUUUGAAUCUGAAUGGUUUCACUCUUGAUAGUUGUUAGGCUUCUUGCAUGUAUACACUGCCAUGCAUUACUACCACUCGGUCGUAUCGUAUAGAGUUAGCUUAAUAUACUCUUGAAGGGAAUAGUGGUUUAACUUGCAAUGUUGCAGCAACGGGGCCGGCUUGUGCUCAAAGGUCACCAAUUCCGAAAUGUGUGGGAGUUUAAUAUAACUUUUGCAUGUUCUCUGUGAACAUGUUAAUUUCCACAAUAUUUACAAAUACAGCCUGAGGCUCAAAAUUUAGAUCCUCGAAAACUGUUUCGAGAUAAAUAUAGCCUAUAAUUGUAUAGCAUUUAGCCUGAUAGCAAUUUCCUAUACUGACCCUAAAUGUAGCACAACUUGAAUGCGUGUAUAGACUUCAUUCAUGCACUUGUUUCUGUGUUCGUGAGUUGAAUUUAUACUGCAAUUACGGACCUUGGGCCUUCAUAAGUAAUUGACUCUCCAAUCGAGAUCACAUGACAGUUUAUUAUGAUCCAACUAAGUGGCAUAAUUGUAGGAAUAAAAGGACUAUCCUGUAUAGCUACUACAUUUUUGCUACAAUGUAUUAGGUAAAUGGCUUCACCUCAACCCAUUUACAUACCUUGGCGUCUAUACAUGUAGGGAAAGUACAGCUCAUAGAUAUAAGUUGCAUUUUUAUUACAUCUUUCCGAGCAGUAUACAUAAUCAAAGGAAAACCUGAUAGAGACAAGGUAUAUUUGCGUUGAGGUCGGCCCCAGAAGUUAUGUGGUCAAUUAUGGCUUCAUUUAUGGUUUAUGUGGUGGACAAGUGGUCUUCUACAUAGAAAAUGCUAACUUUUAGCUGGUUGAAGCUUAUCAGCUCUACAGCAUAUCGAUAGAAGUAUUUUUUAACAAAGAAUCCAAUGGUAUAUGAAAUUGUGAAUUUCAGUAAAGUAUGACAAAGUUAUGAUAACAUUAUCAAGGUUAACCUCAACCCACAAAUAGACUUUAGUAUAGACUACUGCUUGACAUUAUUUAUGUUAUUGCUCUAUGAAAUAUGUAAAUUCUUGAAAGGGGUUGGGUCUCUCCCAUGCAACUGACAUAUUACUGAUGAUUACAAACUGAAUCACAAUACAUGCAGGUUUCGAGUCUGUCCCUCUUCCAUUAAAUUAAUUGCAGCAUACAUGCACUCCAUGCAUUGAAAUGGUGUAGUGCAUGAAACCAGCUGGUUCAAUUCAUCGAUCAGACAUGCGAUCAAAAAGUGUUCCCUCACAUAAUUAUACAAAUGGCGAAUUGAUUGACUAUUUGUCUAGUUCGGUUUAAUUUAACCUCUUUAUAGGUGACCUGACCAGAUUUUAUAACUUUUAUUGUAGCACUAUAUAUAGAAUUGCAGAAAAUAAUAUCCGUAAUUGCAGUAAGAUGUGCAGUAGAACCUGUCUACUGACGAGAUAGGUCCAUACUUUCUUCUCUAGUUGAUUGUUCACGUGCGAGAACACUGUUUUAAUAGUGUAUAUCCACGGCUUGGUUGGCUUGUGGAGACACAGCAUGGGAAGUUGGGUGGGUAUAGAGUGCUGUGAGAUAGAUGGGAUCUGGUCUUACUUCCACAAUAAUGUGGACAGGAAGUAAGUACUGCAUGGAAUGAGUUAUUAAAAUACUCUUGGAAUUGUAGGAUGACACCAAGACAUGACGAGGUUGGUACCAAACUGCAGCGUACACCCUCAGCCACCCACCACAAUACAUUUCGGUAGUUAAGAACCUCCCAUGCAUAUUUUAGCAAUGGGGCAACGCCGAAACACAAGAAAGAAGUGGCACUUUACGACAUGCCUCGAUUUUAUUAAUUUUGUGCACUGUCUGUGACAUUUAUAAUGGCCCAAUGCAGCACCAUUAAUAUUUUAUGUCCAAAACAUACAGACAUUUUUGUUUACACACAAUGUAAAGCUCACAAUGUAAAGCUAUAAUAGUUGUGUCUACCCAUUCCCAUUCAAUAUCUUGUUUUAGUGGCCUCUUAUGUUUGUGUUUUUAGCUUAACUAUUUGAAACAGCCAUAUAUACAUGCAAGUAUAAUUAUAAUUACCCUGUGAGUGUGCAGCAGGGAUAGAGUGAUGUGUGUCGGUUUAUUUAUGUGUGUGUGUGUGUGUGUGUGUGUGUGUGUGUGUGUGUGUGUGUGUGUGUGUGUGUGUGCGUGCGUGCGUGCGUGCGUGCGUGCGUGCGUGCGUGCGUGCGUGCGUGCGUAUGGUCAUGGACACAAAAAUGAGUUGUUUGAGCAAACUAGACACUUUCAUGGACUGCUUAAACUGCUAAUGAGAUAAUGUUCAAACGAAUCCACAAAAAAACACUGUUUUCUAAUCGAUCUAAUCGUUGCUUUAUAGAUUCACAAUCAUUCCCCAUUCACCCAAAAUGACAAUGAUAAUAAGGCCAUUGUGCAAUGAAGCUUGUUACAUAUGGCUUUGAUAAGAGGGUGAUAGAAUUACUGUGUUUAUGUGAGCUUAAGAGUAUCAGGUUAAACAGGUAAUAUCAUAUCCUGUGCAAUAAUCUUUGAACAAUGCUGCAUUCCUAGAGAGCACCGCUAAAAAAAUGUAUCAUCAAAAUGGAGGGAGUAGCCACUUCCCCUAUAGAAGUACACUUAGCCAGGAUGGGAUCGUUAAGAAUGCUGUCAUUCAUACACAUUUACGUCAAGGAUUACAGACGUAUAAAAAUUGCAUAAAUAUUAACAGAAGUCUCCUUACGUGAAUAAGAGUUUUCUUGAAUGGCUGAGCCAAUCAAUGGAAGGAAUUGUUACAACACUCAGUCUUACACCACGGCUUGCAACAGUGUGAUAAUGAUACGUAGCGAAGGUCAAUGGGUUAAUCUGUGCAUGGUACUCAGUUUUGCUUGCACUCCAGCUCAGGUGAUGAAUGCAUGUGUGUAGCAUGCACGUCAUGUGAAAACCGUGUGGGGCCUUUAUGACCUAAACUGAAUAUAGCUAUAGCAGCUGUUUUGAAACUGGACUACAAUGAAUUAACGAUGGACACCAUGCAUGUAGGGUAUAAUUUUAUUUGUACAGUGGAACCUCCAUAGAACAGACACCAUUGGGGAACAGCCUUUUAGCUGUUAUAGAGAGGUGGUCUUCCUUGGGAGGUUUCGAUUGCCAGCCAUGCACGGGGUGGAUCAAUGCCAUAGAACCGAUUUCUAUCAUACUGCUUGUCUCGUACAUUAGAUAGGCCUAUACUCUUUCAUGCCAGCUGAAGAUAUUGCAUUGGCAUUUGUAAUAGCAAGAAUCUCUUUAGUAAUAUCCUGUUCAAAGGCUGAGUACAAAUUUUCCCCAUUCAAAUUGUCCAUGGUUACCACUUUUAAAAGAAUUCCACUAGCAUGAGUAGCAUGAGUACAAGCUCCUCAAAUUACAAUGAGCAUGCAGAUAAUCUCUGGCUGCAUGGUGGAGAGCAAACUUGCAUUCUUGUAUUACCUAAUUAUUGCUCCAUACAAGCUAGCUAUAGUGGAGUAUAUAAAAAGAACAUUUCUUUGGUUCAGUCAGUCAGACCAAAACACCUCCAAGAAAACAACUUCUUCGAUUGCACAGCCUAUAUAAAGCUCACCACUCUCCGAAAUGGCUUCUUCAAUCCGUAUGCUCUUUGCAGCAGCUGUACUGCUAUUCACCACCUGCAAGGCAGCCCCCAUCGUUAGGAGACAAUCAACUAAUGAGUCGGAUGCACUAACAAAUUAUGCUCUAGGACUGAUUAUUGGAACUCAUAUUGCAAAUGCCUCACUUGUUGACCGCCUCACAAAUCACUCGGCGAACCUCUCAGAGUCCGCCUUUGGUGCAGUCCGGAUCGCUUGUACUCUCCACUCUGGCUACAAGAACAUUGACGCUCUCUCACCCAACGACUCUGCUGACGCCUUGAUUAUACUCAUUUCUGAGAAGAUCCAAGAAGACGCUUGUGAAUUGCUCAAGGAAGAAGUUGGUCCCUCUGUUUUUAGUCUGGAUUGUGGGAGUGAGAGUGUGUUUAGUGAUUUGGACAACAUCUGUGCUCUCUGGGACUACUCGGUCAUGGCUCAGUCAAAUGCCGACAACUUGAAGGUUGUCACGGGAACUCGAUGCGAUUCCGAUGAGUCUAUGAAGAUAAAAUGUGACGAAUGGAUUUGCAAUCAUAAUCUUCAAGACAACGAUUCUAUUAUGAGGGCUAGCCUCACCCCUGAAGAGUGUCCAUAAACCACAGUAUAAAUUUCAUCCCUUAUCAAAUUACAAUAAUAAUUAUUACCAAUUGAUCAUAUUUUCUCUGUUGUUAGAGAUUCACACAAUUAAAAUUAUUAUUAUUUCUUUGCUAUGGAAUAGUUAUCAGAAUUUCAUUGAAUGACAUUGUGGCUUAUAUCUGAACUUAUUUUGUCUGCAUGAUUGUGUAUUGCAUGGACAGGUGUCACAGUGUUUGUGAGUUUCAAUAAUUAUGGUAAGCUCGUGCACACUUAGCAACACACCGACCUUGGUGCUCCGGUGUAGAUUCUCAGUUGGUACGUACUAUAAUGAAAUUAUGUAUUGAGCAAUUCUAUAAGCCAAUGGGAUUAA
Messenger RNA from Halichondria panicea, 5110 nucleotides. RefSeq lists its product as uncharacterized. The transcript is spliced from 2 exons. The record is from RefSeq and is a predicted model, not a curated record. Lineage: Eukaryota; Metazoa; Porifera; Demospongiae; Suberitida; Halichondriidae. Bases 4157 to 4759 code for a protein of 200 amino acids.